Molecule: messenger RNA, 758 nt
Organism: Rhizophagus irregularis DAOM 181602=DAOM 197198
Lineage: Eukaryota; Fungi; Glomeromycota; Glomeromycetes; Glomerales; Glomeraceae
Source: RefSeq, a predicted model, not a curated record
ACUAAUUUUUUUAAUAAUUUAAAUAUUCAAUAUAGUUAUUGAAGAUCAAAUAAAGAGACUUUUUGACCUUCAUGAAAAGAUGUUUGAUCAAACCAUGAUUAUGUUUCAGAAACAAGAAAAGUCUAUGAGCCAAAUUCAAACACAAAUCAAACAAAUUAGAUCUAUAACUGAAAAAUUGGAAAGUAAUAUAGAAGGAAAGAAAAAGUCUGAGUGGUGGGAGCAAUAUGUGGAAGAUGGAGUUAAGGAAAUAAUAAAUGAUUGCUUAUAUCAGAAGGAAGAAUCCCUUUCAUUACAUAUAAAAAGACAUUUAACGGUAAUGGCUCCUGAGAAAAUGCAAAAAUAUGAACAACCAACUAAAUGGAACAUCUUGUGGCGGAGAAUUGAGGAAAAGGUUGGUUCAUAUUGCUGUUCAUAUCGUGGAAGUUUAUUCGGAACAAUACGUCGACAUACAUGGUCAUGUUUAAAAGGUCAAUUAGAUAAAGUGGAUACAUCUACUAGCCAAACAGAACUUGCUAUAUGGAAAUCAAGUGAUAAAGUCCGGUAGUGGUACAAAAAUCUUGAAACCUCCGAUGAAGAUAAUGAGUCGCUACUUUAUCAAAUUGUUACAAAAGUGUUUGGUAAAAGUGCAACUAAAAAUAACACUUUUGUAAUUAAGGCAUGUGUUCAAAAUAUGCUGGAUCCUGAACAUCCAAAGAUUGAAAUGGAUGAAGACUAUAUUAUUUCAAAAUUAAUUAAAUAUGCAGUAAGUACAAUGUAAA